GCAUCUCAAUCUCCCAAAAAAAAAAUAAAACAAACGCAGAAAGUUCGCAAGCACUUUAGCUGGACAUUUUUUUAAGCUUCCCAAAAUUUUGAAAAACGACUUGUUUUUAGUGCGUUAAAAAUUCUUUUUGAGCUUCAAGAACAAUAAAAAUAUUGUUUUUUUCGGCAUAUUGUAUUAAUGCAUAUGUACAUCCAAUAAAAAAAACUUGGAGUGAAAACGGAACGUAGUGUAAACGAAUCGAUAUUAACUCAUGAAUUUCAUGACGAAGGUUUUUCAAUAUCUCCUGGGAAAUACAGUGAUAGUGAGCAAUUGAUGCUGCAUAUCAGUGUUAAUACAACAUCAACAAGUUAUCAGAUGGAAACGUGCAGAAAGGAAUAAAGGAGUAUCGACUUUGAACAAACUAUGUGUUAAGAUAACAGCUUAAUCAUGAAUAUUGAACCAAUGCAGGAUGCAGGGACUGCGUCAGUAUUAUCAUCGGGUCCUUCUGGAUCAGGAAACUCUGCUAAUUUUUGGGAUUCUGCAAGAUUAUCAUAUACGAAUCCUGUGUUGACAAACCAGGAUAUGAUGUUGAUAACUCGUCAUACGCUUAGACACAAAUUCAUCAUAUAUAAAAUUGGCACUUAUACCAAGAAGCAGAUUCUCGAUGCAGUGAUAUCAGCGUGUUCACCGGCGAUACUAUUUCCUCUGAUGUAUACUGUCGAGAGCCCUAACAAAGCAUCAUUCAUAGCAAAAUGCACAGUUGCAAUGAUUAAACAAUUUGUCAUACGAGGUCUCAAAAUCACUAUGCCGGAUGACUGUACUCUAGGAAUGGAUAUUAUUCUGGGUUAUACAAAUAGCCUUACAAUUAAUUUUUCAAGGGAAAUAAAUAUGGCGAUAAAAUCACGUUACGAUCCAGUAAGAAAAACUCUUAAUCUUGACAAUUUUGAAAACGAUAAAUCAUUACGUAACAUCUAUUGUGCGACCUCAUCACCAAGGAUAUUGGCUUUCAUUUUGCAAGGAUGUAGCGUUGCCUACAAUGCUGAACAUAACCAUAACUCCAAACUGUCAGUGCGGGAAUUGAGCUUGCGUCAUAAUAAUUUGAUCGGUCUCGGACAACUGGAUAAAUGCUUCAAUUAUCACCUGACGAAAAUUGAUUUAAGAAACAAUGACAUUAUUAACAUGAACGAGUUGUAUAAUUUCAAAGAUUUCAAGAUCGAUGAAAUUUGGCUGGAUGGUAAUCCGUUGUGUUCUCGUUUUACAAAUCGGGAGGAUUACGUGCGAGAAGUUAAAGCGAUAUUUCCGCAUGUGCAAAAACUCGAUGGAAUAAUGAUCGGAGUCGAAACAAAGUGGUUACCCCCCAUACAAAUGAAUUAUCUCAACGGUUUUUCUAAAAUCAAUCUGAUAAAACAAUUUAUUCGACAUUUCUUCACGUUUUACGACCAAAACGACAGAAUCGUAAUGAAUGGUCUCUACGAUCACGAUGCUCUUUUCUCUAUGACUCUUGGACCCAUCACACACUCCACUCAUUUGCAAAUGACCAAAGCUUUUGCAAAUAAUCGAAAUUUAUUGAAAUUCGUAGACUACGCCAAAUGUCAAGAAUUCCUCUUGCGUGGACCAGAUAAAAUAAUAGCCGCUCUUCGACGACAGCCGACCACCGUUCACGAUUAUAGAAACUUCAACGUCGAUUUAUUGUUUCAUACCGAAGAUUCGGUGACGAUAGCUGUGCAAGGCUUUUUCUCCUACAGAGAAUACUCUCAUCCACCAUUGUUUUUCAAUCGUACAUUUGUCAUCGUAGAGAUUGAGGACAAUGAGUACUGCAUCGCCAACGAUCAGUAUCACAUUCAAAGUGAUUCAUCCAACUCGAAAAGUACCUCCGAGGCAAAACUUCGACCUACUGUUGCUAUUCCGGAUAUUAAAUUUACGAUUUUUAGUCGGAGCGAGAAAGAACAGUUGUUAAGAUUCUUGAGUGAGCGUACAACAAUGAACGAAGAAUAUUGUUAUCGUUUUUUGGAACAGGCUAAUUGGGAUAUUCGCGUUGCUCUUGGAGCUUUCGUGAAAUCUUAUACCGUAAACGAUGUUCCACUGGAGGCUUUUCAACGAUAUACGUAUUCGUGAUAGUAGAAAGUUGAAUUUUGUUUUUUCACCAUCUUUGGGUCUUUAGUGCGUACAGAACUGCAUGUACAUACCGCUCAAUCGAAAGUUCGUAAAAAAAAUAAAUACAAAUGUAAGAUUUAUGAAA
Molecule: messenger RNA, 2218 nt
Organism: Venturia canescens
Lineage: Eukaryota; Metazoa; Arthropoda; Insecta; Hymenoptera; Ichneumonidae
Product: nuclear RNA export factor 1-like
Exons: 3
Coding region: 427-2094 (555 amino acids)
Biological process (GO): poly(A)+ mRNA export from nucleus
Cellular component (GO): nucleus
Molecular function (GO): RNA binding; protein binding
Source: RefSeq, a predicted model, not a curated record